Messenger RNA from Panicum hallii, 1072 nucleotides. Its product is annotated as ankyrin repeat domain-containing protein EMB506, chloroplastic-like. Gene Ontology annotation, biological process: protein targeting to chloroplast. Gene Ontology annotation, molecular function: chloroplast targeting sequence receptor activity; protein binding. Gene Ontology annotation, cellular component: chloroplast outer membrane. Bases 99 to 1013 code for a protein of 304 amino acids. NCBI's taxonomy places the organism in Eukaryota, Viridiplantae, Streptophyta, Magnoliopsida, Poales, Poaceae. The record is from RefSeq and is a predicted model, not a curated record. The transcript is spliced from 7 exons.
UCCAAAGGUGAGGGUUGCUCGUACACCUAAUCCAAGCCGAGCCGGCCGUAAGCAAACCCCGCGAAGAAGGCAGAGCACAGGCGGCGCUCGGAGUCGAGAUGCUCCCAUGGGCGGCCACAGCGUCACCAGCCACCACUCCGGCCACCGCCGCCGUCUCCUUAGCUCCUCUCCUCCGCGCCGCCGUUCUCCGCUCUCCACGGCCUCUCUUCCGGCCGCCUCCGCUGCUGCUGUUGCGUGCGGGCCUGAGGUCCCCGCCGCGCGCCGCCUCUUCCGAUGGCAACGUCUUCUGGGAGGAGCCGGACGACGGGUCCGGGAGCGACUAUGAGGACGAAGUGGAGGAAGAGAACGAGCGGAGGAGGAGCUCGCGUUCCCCGUCCCUCUCGCCGUUCUCCAGGCUCGAGGCGGCGCGGCAGCAAGAACAGGAGCUCCGGAGAGAAAUCGAGCUCCUCUUGACGCCAGAAGAGAAGGCUAUCUUGGAUCAACACGAAACCCCUGGUGUCACUAAAAUAUCAUCACCGAAAUGGCAUCCGCUACAUAGUUAUGCAUUGGCGCUGCAGAUACCUCUCAUGGACAAGCUCCUUGACAGUGGAGUUGACAUCAAUUUACUUGAUAAAGAUGGCUUCACCCCCCUUCACAGGGCAAUCAUAGGCAAGAAAGAGGCUGUCAUUAGCCAUCUCCUAAGAAAAGGGGCAAAUCCCCAUGUUAGAGAUAGGGAUGGAGCCACACCAUUACAUUAUGCUGUUCAAGCUGGUGCCCUGCAAACCGUGAAGUUACUGAUUAAGUACAAGGUUGACGUCAAUGUUUCUGAUAAUGAUGGAUGGACACCGCUACAUUUAGCCAUACAGAGUAGAAAUAGAGAUAUAGUAAAGGUCUUGCUUGUCAACGGUGCGGAUAGGACAAGAAGAACCAAGGAUGGAAGGACUGCAUUGGAUCUAAGCUUAUGUUUUGGAAGGGAUUUCAAGUCGUAUGAUCUUGCAAAGCUUGUAAAACUUAUUCCAGCAAACAGAGUGUGAUUUUGCUUUGCCACAAAUCUGAGAGAAAUAAAGAGCAAAUGCUAGCCGUUGCAGCGUAA